Moneuplotes crassus is the source of this 1179-nucleotide messenger RNA. NCBI's taxonomy places the organism in Eukaryota, Ciliophora, Spirotrichea, Euplotida, Euplotidae. The record is from the annotation of a GenBank genome assembly.
GAUAAAUACCUUGGUUCCUUGAUAUUCAUUGGUGCAAGCUCAGGGGUAGCAUUGCUAAUUUUUCUGUAUUUCUCCUACAAAUUCAUACGUUUAUACGGAAUUACUUAUAAAUGAAUGAUCAUGUUUUUCUGGACUCUUAACCUGUCCAUUAUUUUUCGUAUCGUGCAGGUGUUCCACCAGUUCAAUAUCUCUAAGAAGUAAGUAUUUACUGGGUUUUUGCUCGCAGAAGUGUAAUAGUAAAGUCAAAUUUGAGAGAGAAGUGGAUUGAUAGCAUUCUUGUGCUUUAAUUAAUAUUCAUAUAGAGAAUGAAGCUACUUACCACCACAUGUAUGAAGGGGAGGAGUUAUCACUUAUCUGCCUCUUCUGCUGAUGAUUUCUUCCUUCAUGUUCAGUUACUAUAACUGGGUGUACCAAAUUCGGUCAAUAAAUGAUUAUUUCAGCCUUAUCAACCCCAUCAAAAAGAGACUGACUGAUGCAUCUUAAGUAAUAGUUCAGAGUAUUAUUGUUGGAAUUUUAGUCUGGGUAAUAGUCACUUCUUGUGCACUAAAAGAUGAUAUCAAAGAUGUAUUCUGAAUUUUUGUCUAUGUUGUUUCAGUAAUCUAUGCCAUUGUUGCAACAGUUUAUAUUAUCAUUGGGAAAUAUUACUACAGCAAGCUCAAAUAUUUCUCACCACUUCAAGCAAAGUCAAUGAAGAAGAGGAUCCUUCUAAGCGUCUUGUUUAUUGCAUUACCCUUGUAUCUAAGAGCGAUCGAAAAUAUUGUGCGGAAGUUAGUGCUCGACCGGAACAAUUUCAGUUUCAUCAAUGAUUCGAUUAAAAACAAUGAUUUUGGCUACCCUGCUUUCAGCAUAGCAUGUUAUUUUAUCUGCGAACUUUUGCCAAUUUGUACUAUGAUGAUAGGGACCAAGGUAGUUAUUAACCACUAUUAUCAAUCUAAAAGUGAUCAUUAUGGUGCUACUUCGGACAACAAGCUCAGCUUUAAUUUACUUAGUGAUAAUCGAGAAAUCUUCAGUAUAAAAGAGAGCUCAAGAAUUGAAAACACAGCUUUAUCCAACUCUAAGGGCCCAGAGAGCACUGUGGGAUUCAUGAAGUAUGUUGAUGAACUAUCUGGGAAUGAACUAACCCCAUCUUUCAGGGAUAGUUUUGAUAAUUCUUCUUAAUUUACAUAACUAUUUUUACUG